Molecule: messenger RNA, 8316 nt
Organism: Amblyraja radiata (thorny skate)
Lineage: Eukaryota; Metazoa; Chordata; Chondrichthyes; Rajiformes; Rajidae
Gene: dlc1
Product: DLC1 Rho GTPase activating protein
Exons: 18
Coding region: 372-4940 (1522 amino acids)
Biological process (GO): actin cytoskeleton organization; regulation of Rho protein signal transduction; signal transduction
Cellular component (GO): membrane raft; focal adhesion
Molecular function (GO): protein binding; GTPase activator activity; lipid binding
Source: RefSeq, a predicted model, not a curated record
AGUUGUUCAAGGGAGGCAGAAAAGCAGGGGGAAAAAAGAUAAACAUAUGAUGGUUUCAGAAAGUCUUUUCAUAAAUGUGGAUACAUAAGCUGUGGGCAGUCCUAGUGAUCCAAUUCAGGCACUCUGUCAAACUGGAAAGCUCUGUAUGCUGCGUGUCUUAUGUCAGCACAAUUCUAAUAUGCUCAAGAUGGAGUUUGCCCUUGUGAAUUUACAUUGGUGGUGGUUAUCUGUGGCUCUGGAGGAUUCUCAGGAAAGAUUCUGUUAACAUGGCUUUGAAGAACAGAAAACCUCAAAUGGAGGGAGUCACUGGAUCUCCCUGAUCCUUUAUUCCGUAGACUGAAGUACGCCUAGAAAAAUCUAACUGGAUUGUGAUGACGUCUUUAGCUAAUAAGAAAAGAAGCUGGGAAGACCAUGUGACUAAAUGGCCAGGAUUUUCAUUUGAUUCUGUUAAUUCUCGUGCAGACUGUUGUCAUGGACUUGUGGCUGAUAAUCUAAAACCAAGUAUGGAGAGCAAUGAAAUAUCAAAACCAGACAAGGAGGAAAGGUUUUCCAGCAUAUCUUUACCAGAAUGUUAUCAUAAUUCUAAUCUGUUUGGCCUUCAAUCAAAGCAACUGUGUGGGCAUAGAAGAGAAGUGGAUGAAAAUGAUAACCAUGAAAGUGAGGAGUACAUCUUCUCAUUAGAAGCGAGCACAGAGACUCUAGUCCAUGUAUCUGAUGAAAACUCCGACCUCAGUUGUGAGGAUGAUAACAAUGAGGGAGAAGGAAAGACCUCAGGGACUGAACAAGUUCCUACCAAGACUUCACCAUUCAAAGAGAUUGAACAAGUGACCAAGAAUAUUUCUGAGAAUUCUGGAAUUGACAACGAGCCCAAUUUUGAUUCGGUUCCCGAGGAAGGCACACAUUGCGAUGCGAAAACAAGUCAGCCUGAGCACCUGGAACCUUCAGAGCUAUUAGUUCAGAGGAAUUUAUCGAAAAAUUACCUGGAUAAGGGUUUGGAUGCAAGUAUUCCAGCGGAAGAGCUUGUCCACACUGCAGUUGUUGCACAGCAGCGUAGGAAACAUGAAGUGCUGAAAGAUGAAUACAAUGGGGAGGAAUCUAACGUUGCAGACGAAUUAUCACCUCAUUCAUGUCCUGCCGUUAACGGUAGCGACCAAACGACAGAGGUUGUCCCUGUGAAUGGUGGUGCUGAAUCACAGCCAUGUUCUGUGGAGAUUUUGGAUCAACCCUUUCUGGAGGAAAGCACUCUGGAAGCUGGACAUGCUGAGAAUGGUUCAGAUAUUGGAAAUACUACUGCAAAUGUCUCAAAGCAAACACCCCAAAUAUUAAAUCCACAGGAAAAUACAAGUAAUUAUAAUUCUCCAGAUUGCCCCAUAAAGCUCCGAAAAAGAAAGGAAAUGAGGGAAGAUCGAGAUCGAUCACGUCUGGACUCCAUGGUUCUGCUCAUUAUGAAACUGGAUCAGCUUGACCAAGACAUUGAAAACGCUCUCAGUGCAAGCUCCUCUCCAUUCAAUACUCCAACUGUUAAAAGAAGACAUAUCCCUGAGUUGGAAUCUGAUUCAGAAAAUGGAGCAGAUGUAGUUCUGAUCAAUCAAAACCCGAAGACACAUCUUGCCAGCUCACCACAUGGAUCAACAUCCACCAUGGCAGGGCUGGGGGCUAAACCAAAGACUGGGGCAAUGCCGAUGAUAUCAGAAAAAGGGAAGGCUGAGAUUGAGGCCAAGGAGGCUUGUGAUUGGCUGCGGGCUGCAGGGUUUCCACAAUAUGCCCAAAUGUAUGAAGAUUUGCUGUUUCCCAUUGAUAUUUCAUCAGUGAAGAGGGACCACGAUUUCCUGGACCGAGAUGCAAUUGAAUCUCUCUGCAGACGAUUGAACACCCUCAAUAAAUGUGCUGUGAUGAAACUGGAAAUAAGUCCACAGAGAAAAAGGAGUGAAGAUUCGGAUGAAGAUGAGCCGUGUGCCAUCAGUGGGAGGUGGACUUUCCAGAGGGACAGCAAGCGAUGGUCGCGGUUAGAGGAGUUUGACGUUUUCCUACCAUCGGAGGUGAUGAAUGACCUUGCCGGCGAGAAAGCAUUGUUGAAGAACACGGCGAGCCAUGAGAGUGUACUGACUGAUCUGAGCGAGCGGCAGGAGGUGGCGUCGAUUCACAGUGCCAGCAGCACGGGGAGCAGCGGAGCAAACCUGCAGAAGGACGUGGAGGCCAGGAGGACAAAUUCUGAGAUCAGUGUCAUUUCCUCGGGGAACUCCAACACAAACGAAGGUUCACCCAGCCUCCUGCCUUCGCCAAAGGACACCUCCAGCUUUACCUUCAACGCAAAGGCUGAACGGAACACAAAGUCCAAGGCCAAGAGCUUCUUGAAGAGAAUGGAGAGCCUGCGUAUUAAGAGUUCCCACAGUAAAAAGAAACUUCCUUCAAAGAACAACCUGGUCAUCAGUGGGCCUGUGCUCCAAGAAGGCAUAGAUGAGGAGAAACUGAAACGCCUGAACUGCGUUGAGAUAUCUGCACUCAAUGGCAAUGGUUCCACGGCACGAAACCAAAGUGUUUCUUAUUCUACUCAAACGAGUAGCAGCAGUAGCCAGUCAGACACAAGUAGUGCGGUUAGCACCCCCAGCCCAGUCACCAGAACCCGCAGCCGAAGCACGUGCAAUAAGCGGAGUGGAAUGUACUUGGAGGGCUUCGAUCCUUUUAGUCAAUCAAUGAUUAAUGACACCAGACAGCAAAAUCUAAAGAACCAGAAGAGCAUGGAGGAGGAAGUAAUCUUCUACAUACCCGAGGAUCACAGGCCAGGCACCUUUCCUAAAGCACUUUCUAAUGGCAAACCCUACCACCCUGACAGCUCUUCUGUUAACUGGCGACAUGGAAAUUUUCAUGGACACAGGCACAGGAGCGUGACCAGGGAGAGCAGUGCUGACAGCGCAAAAGAGUCCACCUUUGGUCCCAGACGCAACUCGUGCAGCUCUCAAGGCAGCCGUCUCAGUAUCUAUGACAACGUGCCGGGAUCCCACCUUUACUCCAGCACUGGAGAUCUGGUGGACCUAGGGAACGAGGAGGACAUUUUCCCCGAACUGGAUGACAUUCUUCACCAUGUCAACGGGCUGCAGAGGAUUGUCAACCAGUGGUCGGAGAAACUCUCAGAUGAGGGGGACUCUGAUUCGGCAAUGGAUUCUAUUUCUCCCUGCCCUUCGUCCCCCAAGCAAAUACACCUGGAUAUCGAGAACGGCAGGGUCACCCCCAGCGACAUUGACAGCACUGGGAACUCCAUCAAUGAGGCAGAGGAGCAUGCUGUAAUCCGGGAGAGGAGGGAUUCGGGUGUUGGUGCUUCACUGACACGGACAAAUAGGCGGCAGAGACUACGAUGGGGCAGUUUCCAGAUCUCUCACAGGCCAAGUUUGAAUUCAGCCUCUCUGCAGAUUAACAGUCAGUCAGUGGCACAAAUGAACCUGCUCCAGAAAUUCUCUCUACUGAAGCUCACUGCCUUGAUGGAGAAAUAUUCACCCUCUAACAAGCAUGGAUUUAAUUGGGCUGUGCCCAAAUUUAUGAAGAGGAUCAAGGUUCCUGAUUACAAGGACCGUAAUGUUUUUGGAGUCCCACUGCUGGUGAACGUUCAGCGCUCGGGACACCCUCUCCCCCAGAGCAUUCAGCAGGCCAUGCGUUACCUCCGCAACCAGUGCCUGGAUCAGGUUGGGUUAUUCCGGAAGUCUGGAGUAAAGUCACGAAUCCAAGCCUUGCGACAGAUGAAUGAGACUUGUGCAGAUGGUGUAAACUAUGAAGGCCAGUCCGCCUAUGACGUGGCAGAUAUGCUGAAACAGUAUUUCAGAGACCUGCCAGAACCAUUGAUGACCAGCAAACUUUCAGAAACCUUUCUUCAGAUCUAUCAGUAUGUGCCGAAGGAUCAACGUCUCCAAGCAAUCCAGGCAGGCAUCCUGCUGCUGCCCGAUGAGAAUCGGGAGGCUCUGCAGACACUCCUCUACUUCCUCAGUGAUGUCGCCGCUAUGGUGGAAGAAAACCAGAUGACACCGACAAACCUCGCUGUGUGCUUGGCCCCGUCUCUCUUCCAUCUUAACACUCUCAAGAGGGAAAACUCCUCCCCCAGAGUGAUCCAACGGAAACAAAGCUUGGGCAAACCUGACCAGAAGGACCUGAAUGAAAACUUGGCUGCUACCCAGGGCCUGGCCCACAUGAUCGCUGAGUGCAAAAAGCUCUUCAAGAUUCCAGAGGAAAUGAUGAGCCAAUGUCGUAACUCUUACAUGGAGCAGGAUUUGCAGCCAAUCAGUUUGGAGCAACUGGGCCUAAGCAACAAUGGUGAAUCAUCGGACUACCGGGCUCAUCUGCAGAAUUACAUCCACACUCUACUGAAGGAGGCCAAGGACAAGUUUAAAGGCUGGGUCAAUUGUUCGACAUCAGAGUCAGCAGAGCUAGCCUACAAAAAGGUUUGCGACGGCCCACCUCUAAAACUGUGGAAGGCUUCUAUUGAGGUUCCUGCUGCCCCAGAAGAUGUUCUCUGGCGGAUACUGCGAGACCGUCACCUCUGGGAUGAUGACCUCCUUAGCUCAAAGGUCAUUGAAAGUUUGAACAGUCAUACGGACAUCUAUCACUAUGUGCAGAGCAGCAUGGCCCCACAUCCAACCAGAGAUUACGUACUUAUAAGGACCUGGAAAACUAACUUGCCCAAGGGCAGCUGUGCGUUAGUGGCCACCUCGGUGGAGCACAGUGGGACACCAGUAGUUGGAGGAGUCCGAGCAAAUGCUCUCACCGCACGAUACCUAAUCGAGCCCUGCGGGUCAGGGAAGUCCAAGCUCACCUACUUGUGCAGGAUAGACACAAGGGGACGGAUGCCAGAAUGGUACAAUAAAGUAUUUGGACACUUGUGCGCGGCAGAAGUUGUUAGAAUACGGGACUCUUUUCUUAUUCACGGCUCCGGCAGUCAAGAAAACAAGCAUUAGGAGACACCUUCCAACGAACUAGUCUGCUUAACUCUGAAGCACGAUGCUUCAAAGAACAACUCUGCUUGUAAGGAAAUUGUGGUGGACCUGCGUUACAUGUCUAUGAGAGGUCUGCUUGAAUCAGGCCUUGAAUUAAUUAUUUUAUUUUUAAUAAAGUUCUUAAUUUUGACCGUAGCGAUAUACUUUAAAAAGCUGCUUCAUUCAUGAGGGCUGUGAUAUAGGCCUUUACUGGAAUACAGUUGGAUUAAUGGUCUUUAAUUACAAAUGAAGUGCAAGCAUACAUUGCAUUUGCUUCUUCAGAGGCCACAAUUGCUUCUGUGAAGCAUCAAGCAUUUUGUAUAAUAUAAAUCAUGUCUAUGUACAAGAAUACCCUGGUGCAUUCAUGUGAUUUGCUUUUUUUUUGUAUUACUAUCCAUAACUUAAUAGUUUAUGAACCAUUGUAUUUUUUCAGAGUUUCUGAUUUUUCUGUUGUGCUUGCUUUGUUCAGGUAUUUAGUUAACAUGGAAGCAAAGUGUGUUGCUAAGGAACUGAAAUGUGGGAGAUUGUGUAAAACGUGGUGUCUGGUACACUUCUUGCUUGGAACGCAUUGGCAUGCUAGAACGACACCCAACAAUUGAUCAGAGUCCAGUAGAAGUAAAAGUUUCAAGAUAGUAACUUGUGUGAAAGACAAUGGGGACCACUUCAGGGCCAAUUCUCGCCAUCUGAACUUGUGCUAGAUGCAUUCUGCAUUUCUGCAUCUAGGAGUUCUGCCAACACAGUCCACCACCACAUCCUAAGAUUUGCUCAGAGCAUGAGAGCAACCUUGAUCCCUUUCAAUAUUGCUUGUCUGACACCAGCAAUGUCUUAACGGUAGAAGUUAUUUGGAUGCACAAUACUAUAUGCUUCAUACCACUCACUAUUCAAGAGCCUUGUUUAGCCCAUUUUUAAAUGCGACAAUGACUUUACACAUACAUAACCUCAGCCAGACUAUGCUACAUUUUCAACAAACAGCAUGCUGCUUAUUUUAUCCAAAGUGAACCUGACGUUCCAAAGUUGCUGUUGCUAUGGAGUAAUAGAUGACACAUCUUUUAUAAACAAUAAUAGGGAAAGGAAUAGGAAUUCAAUAAUAGAGAAGAUUUUGGAUCAUUUCUGAUUUUCUGGUGGAGUAGACUUGAUGGGCAAAACGCCCUAAUGCUGCUCCCAUAACGUUUGAUCUUUUUGGGGACCCGUUGACUUUGUCUUUUCUGUGAUAUAUUGUGGCAAUGUUAGCCUUUUUGCAUGUUGAGAUGAAGUAAAGUUCUUGGGUUAGAAGCGGCUACUUUUGCUUCCCCUUCUGAAGCAGAAAAUUGUUAUAUGUCAAAUUGCCAGCAUUUCCAACAUUUUAAUGCACCAGCAUCUGCUGAAAAUCAACUCUGAACAUAAAGGCUCGCCUUACCUUGACUUAGUGAUAGCUUGCAGCAAUCCCAGACAUUGCACCCAAGCCCACUACAUUUCCUGGGGUGAGGGGGAGAGCAUUUACCUAGAUAGCGAUCAGUUUCCUCGGGUGCAACAUGAGCAGCACCUGUUACCGAGCCAAGAUUGCGAUUGGCAAUUCUCUGCUCGUGGCUCCAAAUGAUAUUCAGAAAAAUAUUUUUAUUUAGACCAGAAAUUAUGAGAUUGUUAGAAUCCCAUUGUGUUGAGUUUUUUUUUUUUAAACCCAAAAGUUCACAGAAGCUACAAAUCUGGAAGAAAAAAAAUGCUCAGGAACUCUCGUGCCUUCUGCUGUAUCUCUGUUCUUUCUUUUCCUCCCCCAUUUCUCUGCUUGUUUUAUCUCAACUUUUUCCUGUUCUGAUGAAUGGUUAUCACUCGAAACAUUGUUUCUUUUUCUGCAGAUGUUUUCCUGACUAGCUAAGUGUUUCCACUAUUUAUUAUAUAGAGCGCAAGGAACAGCGUGUCCACAAAGGUUACUGAUUGUGGUAGAAGCCCGGCUAGUAACCCAUCAGGGAGGAGAACUUGCAAUUCCUAACUGCUUCAGUCCCAAAGCUACAGGUUUGACUCAAAUUGGCCAGCAGGUUUUAAUUCGGAAUUCAAUCACCACCUUCUCAGGGUAUCAGUAGUGGCAAAUAAUGCAGCCUUUCCUGAGAGCAAACAGAUUGAAAGUUACUGCACUUAUUUUUGGUUGUCCAAACCAAGAUCCUGGUCAGGAUCCACUCGACCAAAUCUAAGAGGUCAAGCCAGUGUUUGGAAAUCCCCACUUAAUGCAAUGUCCUGGGAAAGACAAGUAAACGCCCCAGUAUUCAAAGCAACCUCAGGAGAAGUUUAGGCAGAACUCUGCCACUGUUACUGUUGGAAGUGCUGUUAGAAUGUUCUGGUUUUUCAGAUCCCAUACAGUAAUACAAAAUAUAUUGCUGUUUUUGAUGACGUAUGGCAGUUUGAUCAAUAUGUUUUACUUGGAUGGUGGGACCAGAACUGUGGUGUUGUGCACACUUUAAAGCUAUUUCCAGGAAUAUGUGGACGUGGCGUCACAUUUAUGUGGUGAGCCUCCAAAUAAAGUUUCUAUCACAUUUUGUUUAUUUACUCUUCAUCAUAUUUUUAUAAUAGAACCAACAUUCUUCAAGGGUUUCCUAUUCAUGGUGUUGGAUACUAUUUGUAAAGGCAAGAAAUGGAAGAUCCCCCAACUUUAUUAAUGAGAUAAUUCAGACAUACUAAACUUAACCUUUUUAAUGCUUUUAUUUUUGUUUUAAUCUUUUCAUCCUCACUUGACAAUCAUGAGAGUUUGAUAACAACCAUAGGGUGCUAGGUGCCAAGAGGUCCUCAAAUAGAAAGUAGCCUUUCUUACAGGUUUUACUGUAACAUUACUGUUUGUUUGAGGCUUUAAAUGGAAUGUAGUUAAUACAAUAAGCUGCCAUUGGGGAUUCAAUGCCCCCUUUGUUAAUAUGUGGGAGCUGGAGCCCUAAGUGAGCAGAAUUUAAAAGAAGGAUUUAUCUAAUAUUGUUUAAAAUAUUUACCAUUCAGUGUUAUGUAAAGAGCAUUUAGUGAAAUUUGUGGCAAUGAAAGCAAAUUUUAUUUGUAAUUAUAUCAGUGUUGUCCCUUCAUUUAAAAAUGCUAGCUUGUCUUUCUGUCUGUUUUGUUACCAGGAUUUUUGUUCUUUGUAGAAUUUGAUGUCACUGUAUAUACCAUUGUAUUAUAAACACAUACACAAGUCUAGCCGCAUACUGCCAAAUAGGGAUAACCCAUGUUAUUAAUUAUUUAAAUAUUCAUGUAUUUAUACCUCAAUUAUACUUUUUUGUACCUUUUUAAAAUAUUGUACAUAUUUUACACUCAAUGCUAAGGCAUAAAGAACCUAGAAUGUGUUUAUAUCUUUGUAUGUCUGUACAGUUAUAACCAUGAAGUGCACUAUUAAAUGUGUCAAAUAAGA